This is a messenger RNA of Ylistrum balloti, 1222 nucleotides long. Its product is annotated as E3 ubiquitin-protein ligase MSL2-like. Gene Ontology annotation, molecular function: ubiquitin protein ligase activity. Gene Ontology annotation, cellular component: MSL complex. Bases 50 to 1222 code for a protein of 390 amino acids. The record is from RefSeq and is a predicted model, not a curated record. The transcript has a single exon. Lineage: Eukaryota; Metazoa; Mollusca; Bivalvia; Pectinida; Pectinidae.
AUGCGGUUAGAUAGAUACAUGUUGAUAAUAUUCACGACAAUUCAGUGAAAUGAAUGCACUAAAUAUCUAUCUUACCACAUGUCGCUAUGUCAUGCAGGCAGAUUUUGCCGAUCGCGAAUCUUGGAGUGAUUUGUACCGAUAUUUACCGUUUCUUCGCCAGGCCUUAUCGUGUUGUGUAUGUCGGAAUCUGAUCGUAAGGCCGAUGGGACCCGUGCAUAAUGUAUGUCAACAUUUCGUCUGCUUCGCUUGUAUAGGUGGUAAAAUGAAGCUGAAACCCCAGUGUAGUUGGUGUAAGCAUCACGAUGAAUUUAAAGAGAAUACUCAGCUUCGACUAGCAGUGAUUUGUUUCAAGAAACUCUGUGAAUACAUAUCGGACUCCCCUAUAGGCACAGAUUUACACAUCCAGGCACGGUCACCUAAUGGAGAAACAAACAGUCUCACCGCCAUCUUACAGGAAGCAUUAGACUUUGAGGAUGAUUUCACAUUAUCCUCGUCAUUACCACCAAGCCUGGACAUACUUACAAAACAUAAUUUAUCACCAAAGCGCUCAUCAAAAUCGAAGUCACCAUCAAAAUGUGUCAAACGUUCCGAUCAAAGUCAUAAUUCAUCUACAGAGAAAUCGGACUCACCAAAACUAAUGUGUAGUAUUAUUAAAGACAAAUCAACAUUGGAUAUCAACCCUGAAGUAUCAUGCUGUAGCACACCUGGUAACAAAGUAGAACAUGAUUCAGAAUUACAGUUAAACUCUACAUCACAAAGUGAUGAAUCAAUCGAGGUGAAUGUAACUGACACAGAUACUAGUACUGAUUCAAAACCUGAUAGUUCACUUAAAAGAAAACAUGACAGUGAUUUUGAUUGUAGCAACAGAUCUAUAUUAUUUGAAAGUAGUAUUCUCACCUCUGGAUCACAGGGAUCUAGGGGAGACAACUCUCAGUUGCUAGAGCCAGAUACUCGCAGGCAAACACUAGGCCCAAGCAGUGAUCAUGAGCAAAAGGAUUUGAAGACAUGUAAAUGUGGUCGUGGCGGAACAAAUAGUCGUCUCACUUGUCUCGGUCAACGUUGUCCAUGCUAUAUCAACAGACUACCAUGUAUAGGCUGCAAGUGCAAGGGAUGUCGCAACCCUCGCAAGAUCGAACACGACAGACUCAAAAUAGUAAAAACAGAAAAAACAGCAGACAUUGAAUCCAUUGUUAACAGUGAAAAUAUGUUUGUUGAUGUUUAG